Molecule: messenger RNA, 1563 nt
Organism: Recurvomyces mirabilis
Lineage: Eukaryota; Fungi; Ascomycota; Dothideomycetes; Mycosphaerellales; Teratosphaeriaceae
Exons: 4
Coding region: 1-1563 (520 amino acids)
Biological process (GO): transmembrane transport
Molecular function (GO): transmembrane transporter activity
Source: RefSeq, a predicted model, not a curated record
AUGAAGAACCUGGCAGACCCUACGAAGCCCAGCGAGGGCAAUCUACCGACAACAGAGACGACACCACUUCUAGGAGCUCCCGAAAGCAGUCCAGCAAAAGCCGUAACGCAAAAUGGCCACGCCACGAAACCCACCGAUGAUGAUCCCCCCAAUGCAUUCAUCAGCAACACCGGGGACGCGGACGAGGAAGAAGAGAAGCCAAUGCCCUACCUCCAAAUCCUAAUCCUCUGCUACGCCUCCCUAGCCGAACCCGUAGCCUACUUCUCCAUCUUCCCCUUCAUAAAUGAAAUGGUCUUCCGCCUGGGCCACCUCCCCGAAACCUCGGUGGGCUUCUGGACCGGCACAAUCGAAUCCCUCUUCAGCGUCGUCCAAAUGGUCCUCAUGAUCUUCUACGGCAGAGCGGCGGACCGUUGGGGACGAAAACCGGUGCUGGUGUUUAGUCUUGUGGGUGUGAGUCUUGCGACGGCGGUCUUCGGUUUGAGUGAGAGUCUGGCGGGAAUGAUCGUUGCGAGGUGUGGGGCAGGUCUUUUCGCGGGUAGUGUGGUCACGAUAAGGACAAUGAUCAGUGAGAAUUGUACUAAGAAGAGUCAGGCGAGGGCGUUUAGUUGGUAUAUGUUCAUGAGGAAUCUGGGCAUCUUCAUAGGGCCCUUGAUUGGUGGCCCACUAGCCUGCCCCUCAGACCCAAACAGAUCACCCGGCCCCUUCUGCAGAGUACCAUUCUUCCAGCGCUUCCCAUACGCUCUCGCCACUUUCGUCGCCGGCGCCGUCUGCUUCACCGGAGUAAUCGCCUGUGUCUUCUUCCUCAAAGAGACACUCAAACGUGAUAUAGACACGAACAACGACGGAAUCUCAAGACCAGCCAAGUCAAUGACAACAAUGGACGUCCUUCAUGCUCCCGGUGUACCCAUGGUCCUCUAUAUCCUGGGUCACACCAUGUUGCUCUCUCUAGGUUAUACAGCCGUGUCACCUGUAUUUCUGUUCACGAGCAUAAAGAAAGGCGGUCUCUCCUUCGACGACCGACAAAUUGCAAUAUUCCUUGCUGUGGCUGGAGGAAGCCAAGCAUUGUGGAUGCUUCUCGUGUUCCCUCCCGUGCAGAGGAGGUUCGGGACUGGGAAUGUUUUGAGGGUGUGCACACUUCUGUGGCCGGCCAUGGUUGCCAUGUUUCCGGUAUACAACGAGUUGCUUCGACAUGGACUGGAUAGAGUAUUUUGGGUCACUUUCUUUCCCGCUCUUGCACUUGGUAGUGGGGUGGCUAUGUCGUUUGCCUGCGUACAACUUGCGAUAAACGACAUUGCUCCCUCUAGCCAAGUCCUGGCUACUGUCAACGCUCUAGCUCUCGCGGUAAACAGCGGCGUACGUGCUUUCGCGCCAGUCUUGUUCACGAGUCUGUUUGCGGUCGGCAUAAAGUCGCAAUGGGCCGAUGGACAUCUCAUAUGGGUCAUUCUCUUCGUGCUAGCCAUUGGUUUACACAUCGCAUGUUGGUUCUUGCCUGCCCAGGCGGAAGGAAAGUACGAUCAGCCCGCUAAGCCCCAGCAACGGCCAGAGAACGGCGAGGUAGAGUAA